Diceros bicornis minor is the source of this 720-nucleotide messenger RNA. It is a transcript of the gene TMEM176A, whose product is annotated as transmembrane protein 176A. The transcript has 6 exons. Lineage: Eukaryota; Metazoa; Chordata; Mammalia; Perissodactyla; Rhinocerotidae. The coding region runs from base 1 to 720 and encodes 239 amino acids. Gene Ontology annotation, cellular component: membrane. The record is from RefSeq and is a predicted model, not a curated record.
AUGUCCACAGGCAUGAGGACGGUAGACCAUGGUGAGGUGGCCCCUGGGGCCCCCCAGCCCACCCACAUCGACGUGCACAUCCACCAGGAGUCAGCUUUGGCCAAGCUCCUGCUGAGUGGGUGCUCCCUGCUGCGGUCCCCCUCCCAGACCCUGGGCAGCAGGCGGCUGCUGGUGGCCUCCUGGGUGGUGCAGAUCGUGCUGGGGGUGUUCAGUGGGGUCCUGGGAGGAUUCCUCUACUUCUUCUACUCCCCACUGUGUAACUUGGGAGCUGCCAUCUGGACAGGGGUUGUGGCUGUGCUGGCUGGAGCCGUUGCCUUCAUUUAUGAGAAACAGGGUGGCUUCUACUGGGCCCAGCUGAGGACACUGCUCGCCCUGGCAGCUUUCUCCACGGCCACUGCUGCUGUCGUCCUUGGGGCUGAUAAUUUCUAUGAGUAUCGCUUUCAUUUUAGAGACUAUAUCUGUGAUAUCUCUCCCUCGGGAAGCUGGCCCACCAUGCCCCCCCACACUCCAAGUCCAGAAGAAGUCAGAAGGCUGCACCUGUGCCUCUCUUACUUAAACAUGCUAAAGGCCCUGUUCAUAAGCGUUUGGGCCACGCUGUUGGGUGUCUGGGUUCUGCUCCUUCUGGCAUCUCUGGCCCCCCUGUGUCUGUACUGCUGGAGAAGACUCCGACCUAAGGAGAAAAGAGACCAGAAGAAACUGCUGGGAGUGAGUGAGAUCUAG